UCCACUUUUCCUCCGGUUUAUAAGGGCAGCAAGAGAGCAGCACAACACGCUCAUCGCACUCCUGGCUCCUGACGCUUGGCAGAGAGGGAGAGUGAUCAAUUGGCAGGCAACCGUUGCUUGGCGGGGCGGCCAACGACCAUCGCCCAUCGCUAGCUAGCUGCUUCGUCCUCCUGCCGUCCUGCGUGAGUGCCUGAGUGGGGAGGAUCGAUGCUCUCGUUUCCCUUCCCGGUGCCUGCUCGCUCCUGCUCCGACCUUGGAAUCUUGACCUUGGAACCUUGUUCCUCGCCUAUCUCUACACCCUACCCUAGCUUCUAGCUACCGUGCAGGCGGCCAGCGAGUCAGCGACCGAGCUGCGAGCUAGAGAGAGAGAGAGGAGCUCUCUUUCCGUGCGAGUGUGCGACUCAGACCUUGCUCACCUGCAGCUUUGAAUGCUCAGGGCUCGGUCAGGGCCUGAAAGCACUCGAGCCUUGUCCCUUGCUCGCAAACCCUUGCCGCCUUUUGGUCACCUCGGGCGCCGCGCGGAGCAGCACCUGUGCUCUGCCCUGUCCUCCCCCUGCCCUGUUCACCGCUCUCUUCUUCUCGCUGGCCUGCCAGGCAGGGGGCAGCCUUUCCUCGCCGGUCGCCAUCUCCCAUUUAUAAAUCCGCUCCCCUCCUGCUUGCCUCUCCUGCUCCGUGCUCUGCUCCUGCUUGUGUGAGUGACCCGUGACCGUGAGCUUCCUUCUGUUGGUGAGCUUGCUCUGCACGGCCUGAGCCCUGAGGUGAGGGAGAGAGAUACUAGGGCGGUGACCAUGGCAUGGCGGGGCCGGCUCGGGGAGACCGCGGACAGCGGCCUCGAGCUCAGCCUUGGCCUCCCGGCCUACUUCGCCAAGACCUCAUCAGGGUUGGACGCCGGCGAGGAUCCCGGCGACGCUGCUGCUUUUGCUCUCCAGGCCACCAAAGGGAGCGAUGGCUCCAAGGCAAGGGUGAGGCCUGCAGCUGCUGCUCCGGUGGUGGGGUGGCCGCCGGUGCGGUCGUUCAGGAGGAACCUGGCGUCCACCAGGCAGUCGCCGCAGUCGUCGUCGGCUCAUCAUCAGGACGGCGGAGUUAAGGGAGGCCGCGGCGCCAAGGGAGGCGGCGCCGGCGAGGGCGGGCACAAGGGCGGCGGUCUGUUCGUGAAGAUCAACAUGGACGGAGUGCCCAUCGGGCGGAAGGUGGACCUCACGGCGUACGGCGGCUACGCCGAGCUCUCCGCCGCCGUCGGCAAGCUCUUCCGCGGCCUGCUCGCCGCCCAGAGGGACCCGCCCGCCGCCGCGGUGGGCCGGCGCUGCGGCGAGGAGGCGGCGGGGGAGGAGGCCGAGGAGCCCGUGAUCGGCGGCGAGUACACACUGGUGUACGAGGACGAGGAGGGCGACCGGGUGCUGGUCGGCGACGUCCCCUGGGAGAUGUUCGUGGCCACCGCGAAGAGGCUGCGCGUGCUCAAGAGCUCCGACCUGCCGGCCUCGUCGCUGAGAGCAGGCGGGGGCAGGAAGAGGGCUGCAGCCGACUGCCGAACAGCUGAACCAUGCUCUGCUCCACGCAUCACCUGAUCACCAGCUUGUAGAGAAGUCACAAUCCCAAGUGGAGGAUUGGCCUGGCCUGCCUGCCUCUCGGCCUCUGGCCUUUUUUUGAUGUCUUUCUGUGUUGCUGCUAAUAGUAGUGGGUACUAGUAUAUGAGAGGGAGGGAACAAAGCCAUGACGGUAUUAGGGUCAUGUAAUGCAAUAUUAGUGCUGCUUGUGCUCCAAACAGCAGCAAUGGUAGCAGGACCUGUUCAUGAAUCUAUGGUCUAAUUGAAUCAAUGGCAGGCCAUCUCGGUGGGCGGUGGCGCAAUGCGAAACUGUAUGCGUGCGUCUAAUUGUAGCGUGUCGUGCUGGUUGAUCCUGAAAGUGGAGUCAGUUCUGAAGAUC
Setaria italica (foxtail millet) is the source of this 1923-nucleotide messenger RNA. Its product is annotated as auxin-responsive protein IAA2. Gene Ontology annotation, molecular function: protein binding. Bases 789 to 1565 code for a protein of 258 amino acids. Lineage: Eukaryota; Viridiplantae; Streptophyta; Magnoliopsida; Poales; Poaceae. The record is from RefSeq and is a predicted model, not a curated record. Gene Ontology annotation, biological process: regulation of DNA-templated transcription. The transcript is spliced from 7 exons. Gene Ontology annotation, cellular component: nucleus.